Messenger RNA from Plenodomus lingam JN3, 465 nucleotides. RefSeq lists its product as uncharacterized. The record is from RefSeq and is a predicted model, not a curated record. Gene Ontology annotation, biological process: mitochondrial electron transport, NADH to ubiquinone. Lineage: Eukaryota; Fungi; Ascomycota; Dothideomycetes; Pleosporales; Leptosphaeriaceae.
AUGUCGUCGCGUCAGCCCAGGUUCAAUCAGCAGGCCCUCAUCGACACCACCCCUCUGCCCGACGACAUCCCCAAGGUCAAGGAGCUUGGAGCCAGUUCUGCGCCCCUCCUCAGUGCCUCCUUCUUCAUUGGCGCACGAUGCAAGGCCUACAAUGACGACUACAUGAUGUGCAAGACCGAGGCGAACGGUCGGGGAGAGCUGGAUUGCAUGAAGGAAGGCCGCAAGGUCACGAGGUGUGCAGCGAGCGUCAUCAAGGAUAUCAACGAGAACUGCCUCCAGGAGUUUCGCACCCACUGGCAAUGCUUGGAGAACCACAACCAGCAACUCUUUAACUGCCGGUCGGAAGAGCGAAAGAUGAACAAGUGUGUAUUUGAGAAGCUGAAACUAGAGAAGACCAUACCAGAUACGCCAAAAGGCGAGACACCCGUACAUUUGCGAACACGCAACAUUUUUGCGAGUCAUUAA